Molecule: messenger RNA, 2026 nt
Organism: Cucurbita moschata (crookneck pumpkin)
Lineage: Eukaryota; Viridiplantae; Streptophyta; Magnoliopsida; Cucurbitales; Cucurbitaceae
Product: protein BONZAI 3
Exons: 17
Coding region: 237-1979 (580 amino acids)
Biological process (GO): cellular response to calcium ion
Cellular component (GO): plasma membrane
Molecular function (GO): calcium-dependent phospholipid binding
Source: RefSeq, a predicted model, not a curated record
AGCUAAUUCAAUAAGUAUUUUCAUUGUUUGCAGUAAUACGAGGGGCAGAGUUGUAGACUCAACCAUCCGUCGUGUAAGUUACGAUCGCUGAAGAACAUUGUAAUCGCACUUCGGUUUCUAAGAGACUCUUUGACGGAAUCCUGAAGCUAUUGUUUCUACUUUUGAGGUUUGAUUGCUGUUGUGUACUUGCGUCAAGUAGCGAUUGAGAGUUUUUGCGCGAUUGGGGAGAAGAGGAUAUGGGCGGUUGCCAUUCUGAUGUGAGAGGAGGGCAGCAGGCGGUGGGAGGAGGGCAGCGGAGUGCUGGUAACGCCGUGACGAACAGCAAUGACGCUGCUCACAACGACGCCGUUGAUUUCUUCUUCCGAUCCCAUGGUCUUCAGGGUUUGUUCACUCAAGUUGAGCUCUCUCUGUCAGCAUCAAAAUUACUUGAUCGUGAUAUUACCUCAAAGAGCGAUCCAAUGGUGGUUGUGUUCAUAAAAAAGAAUGGAGCACUACAAGAGAUAGGUAGAACUGAAGUUAUUUUGAAUAACCUAAACCCACAGUGGAUAGAGAAAGUGUCAGUUGCAUUCCAUUUCGAGACUGUGCAGCCAUUGGUAUUUCGUGUAUAUGAUAUUGAUACCAAAUACUACAAUGUCCCUGUGAAGACAAUUAGAUUGAGUGACCAAGAUUUUCUAGGAGAAGCUAGUUGUGUUCUUUCAGAGAUACUAACCAAACAGAAUCGAAGUUUAACUCUAUGUCUGAAAGAUGGGCAUGGAGGUUCAACAAACUUGGGCUCUCUCACUGUUCGAGCAGAGGAAACAGUUGCUUCAAGAAGUGUCAUUGAAUUAGUACUCCGCUGUUCUCAUCUUGACAAUAAAGACGUGUUUUCUAAAAGCGACCCUUUCUUGAGAAUAUCUAGAGUUGUUGAAUCUGGAGGUUCGAUUCCAAUCUGUAAAACUGAAGUGGUUAAAGACAAUCUUAAUCCUGUUUGGAGACCUUUACACUUGAGUAUGCAGAAGUUUGGAAACAAGGACGACCCAUUGGUCAUUGAGUGUUUUGAUUUCAAUAGCAAUGGCAGUCAUGAAUUAAUUGGUAAGCUCCAGAAAUCAAUGGCAGAUCUUGAAAAGCUUUACAGUGAAAAAAGUGGUGCAAAUUUUGUUAUUCCAUCUUCUUCUCGUGGUGGCUAUGAGAAGGCUCUAAAAGGUCAGCUGUUUGUAGAUCACUUUGUUCAGAAAACACAAUUCAGCUUUCUUGAUUACAUUUCCAGUGGAUUUCAGCUAAAUUUUAUGGUCGCUGUUGAUUUUACAGCUUCAAACGGAAAUCCUUACACUCCAGAUUCAUUGCAUUACGUUGACCAUACUGGGCGGUUGAAUAGUUACCAGCAGGCCAUAAUGGAAGUAGGGGAAGUAAUUCAGUUUUACGACGCUGAUCGUCGCUUUCCAGCUUGGGGCUUCGGGGCAAGAACGUUAGAUGGCAACGUUUCACAUUGUUUCAACUUAAGUGAAAUUCCAACUCAACCUGAGGUGGAAGGAGUGGAAGGCAUAAUGGGAGCAUAUGCAAAUGCUCUUCACAAUGUUAGAUUGGCUGGACCUACUUUAUUCGGCCAAGUAAUCAAUAAGGCUGCAGAUAUUGCUGCCCACUCUCUAUUUGCCAGUACAAACAAGUAUUUUGUCCUGCUGAUUAUAACAGAUGGAGUCUUAACUGACCUUCAAGAAACAACGGAAGCUUUGGUGAGGGCCUCUGAUCUUCCACUCUCAAUUCUUAUAGUAGGAGUAGGAAGGGCAGAUUUUAAACAAAUGGAGAUUCUUGACGCGGAUAACGGACAACGAUUAGAGAGUUCUACUGGUCGUGUAGCUACACGAGAUAUCGUACAAUUUGUUUCAAUGCGAGAAAUACAUAGUGGAGCGACAUGUUUAGUAGAAGCACUCUUGGAGGAGUUGCCUGAACAGUUCUUGAGUUACAUGCGCAAUAGAGAUAUCAAACCCAUCCCUUUGCAUUAAGGCACCUCAUUGCAAAACUAAAUUCUAACCCCAAAAAGGAAAAAAAA